AUGGGCCGCCGGGACGACGAGGACAAGCCCACGGGGCUCGAGGCGCUGCGCCGCCGCAGCUCCAGCAGCCGCACCAGCGCCAGCCUCAAUCGCAGAGUCAGCAGCCAGACGAGCGCCAGCGCCAGCACCCGCACCACCAGCAGCACCACCAGGCACGACAGCAUCGCCGGCUCCGAGACGCCGCCGCCGCUCAUGCUCACCCACAGCCGCGACGGCGGCGACAUCCGCGCCGGCAAGCUGGAGCUGGCCCGCCGCCUCAGCCUGCUGGCCAAGCAGCUGACGUACGGCGACAGCAUGGACGAGCUGGUCGCCCUCGACAGCCAGGUCAACCAGCUCGAGCAGGCCCUGGGCGGCGGCGGCGUCAGCACCAGCAUCUACGGGAGCCCGCCGCUGUCGCGCAGGCCGCGCCCACUGAGCCUCCAGACGCCCGUCCGCAAGAACAGGGGCAGCGACCUGGACGGCAGUGCCAUCUUCAGCUCGCCCUCGUCCUCGUUCCGCAACCGCUUCGCAGACCAGAUGUCCCCCACGCCCUCGGCCUCCAUGAUGCACCACGACGAGUCCGAGGACGAGGAGCCCCCGCCACCCAAGCAGGGCAUGACGGCGGCGCAAGCCAACAGGGUCAUUUCCGAGCUGGCCAAGCUCAACGAGGAGCUGCAAACCACCGUCACCAAUCUCAAAGCCCGCCAGGAAGAAUCGGAUCACAUUCAUAGGUUGUUGGUGGAACGAGCUGAGCGUGCUGCCCAACGCAUCAUUUUCCUCCAGAACCGCAUCACUUAUUUGGAAGAGGAACUUCAGGAAAACGAUACCGAGCUGACGCAUCUCCGCGUCUGCCUCAAAGCAGUCGAGAUCCAACUGCCGCCGCACCCCGACAGAGAACUGCAGCGAUGCUUUGCCGUCUUCAAAGAAGGCUACAGGGCCAUCAAGAAGAAGCGUGCUGCGCGAUCGAACAUGGUUAGCUACCUCGGUUACGAUUCUUCCAUAGCCGCCUCUUCGCCCGCGAGGUGA
This is a messenger RNA of Trichoderma citrinoviride, 1005 nucleotides long. RefSeq lists its product as hypothetical. The transcript has 4 exons. NCBI's taxonomy places the organism in Eukaryota, Fungi, Ascomycota, Sordariomycetes, Hypocreales, Hypocreaceae. The record is from RefSeq and is a predicted model, not a curated record. The coding region runs from base 1 to 1005 and encodes 334 amino acids.